AUGAUUGUCUCAUUCUCAACUGUUUAUUUCUUCAUUUACCUUUUAUUAUUCGUUUCAAUCGGCCUGACCUCUUCUUUGUUCAUCGUACCUCUGCUAGGCGCCUCGUUUGCAUUCGCUAGCGGUGUGGUCAUCUUUGGAUUUCUAAGUAAUGUAACUUUUAAAUCCGCUCAAACUAUUUACAUCAAGGUCGAUAAAAGAUUAAAAUUUAUUCUAGCUAAAAUGUCAAGUUUUACUAAUGGUAAUGAAAGUGAAAAAAAUGUCGAUGUACCGUUAUUACAACAGACUAAAAAAAGACAUAGUCAAAUUCAAUCAAAAUUGAAAAAUUCGUUCAAUACAAAUAUCAAUAAUAACAAUUUAACUAACAAUGAUAAUAUAGUAACAAGCACUACAAGAGGUAUCGAUGUGCCCUUAGAUACAAAUAAUAGCGUUACAAGCGCAAUUGCAAGAUCUUUAGAGACUCGUGCCGAUUCAAAAAUCGCAACUAAUUAA
Molecule: messenger RNA, 489 nt
Organism: Vanderwaltozyma polyspora DSM 70294
Lineage: Eukaryota; Fungi; Ascomycota; Saccharomycetes; Saccharomycetales; Saccharomycetaceae
Gene: LDO16
Product: Ldo16p
Exons: 1
Coding region: 1-489 (162 amino acids)
Source: RefSeq, a predicted model, not a curated record